GUUAGCCAAGCGAAGCGAGUGGAGCUGGAGAUGUACGGCAGUUGCACUCUAUUGAAAUAAUACGUCAUCUCAUAUUCUUUAGUAAUUUCAUAUACAUUUUGAGUAAUUUGAAUUACUAUUCUAUUACGUAAUAAAACAGCAAAAUGCCGGCGGCGCGAGGCACGAAACGGACAGCAUCCAAAACUUCUGCUGUCACUGCAUCAUCGGCACCCAAAAACAAGAAAAAACGCGGAGCAGCAAUCCUGCUGGAGAUACCGACUGCCCCAAAGAAGAGGGGUUCUGUGUUGACAUGCGGACAAGGAGACGUUGGUCAGCUGGGACUUGGAGAAGAUGUCAUGGAGACUACCAAGUUUCGUCACGUGGCCGCCCUGGGGAACAAGAUCGUUGACGCGUACGCGGGGGGCAUGCAUACCAUCGCGUUGGAUAGCGACGGAAAGAUCUGGACCUUUGGCUGCAACGAUGAAGGUGCAUUAGGACGAACAACAACUAAUGAAAAGGACGAGGGGACACCCAAAGCUGUAUCGCUGCCUAAGCCAGCUGUGGCUAUCGCAGCAGGAGAUUCACAUUCAGCAGCUCUGCUUGAUAAUGGGGAUGUUUAUGCUUGGGGAGCCUUUAGGGAUUCACACGGAAGCAUGGGUCUGGUAGUCCGUGGCAGGGAAGGUAAAGCGUGCAAAGAGCCAGUGAAAGUGGAUAUUGGUGAACCAGCCGUGGCCCUAGCUUCUGGUGGUGAUCACCUAGUAAUGUUAUCAGUUUCGGGUUCAGUGUACACAAUGGGUUGCGGUGAGCAAGGACAACUAGGCAGGCUGUCACAAAGGUCUGCGUCCAGAGAUGCUAGACAAGGAUUCAGUGCGCUCUUGGUUCCGUCUAAAGUAACUCUAAAGGCGGGCGCGUCCCGCAUCUGGGCCGGAUACCACGCCACCUUCGUGCUGGACGCGAACAAAGACAAAAUGUUCGCGUGGGGGCUCAACAACUAUGGACAACUUGGUAUAACGGGCGAGAAGCGCAAAACGGCGCUAUAUUCCCCCGCGGAGUGCGACGCGUUCGCCGGCAACUCUUGGAACGGCGUCGCGGCCGGCCAGCACCACUCGCUAGCCGUGGACGAGUCGGGCAAAGCGCACGCUAUUGGACGAUGCGAGUAUGGACGGUUAGGGUUAGGUGACAGGGCGGGGGACGCGGAGAUUUUGGAGCCAAUACCAAAAUUACAAAACAAAACUUGCAUCAGCAUAGCUGCUGGCACCAGUAAUUCCUUCGCCGUUAUGAGUAGUGGUGAGGUGUUAUCUUGGGGCAUGGGCAGCGAAGGGCAGCUGGGUACAGGCAGUAGUCAAGACGCGGCCGAACCCACCAGUGCAGUUUGCGUCACCCACCAGGAUCACACACCCCUGCACGUGUCGGCGGGGGGUCAACACACAGUCCUGCUCGUUGCGGAUCCAAACCCCCAAAAGGAGCGGACACCGACGCCGGAGAAAGAGACCCAAGAGGAGAAAGUGGAGCCCGUAGAGGAGGAGAAGAAGAAGAGACCGACCAAGCGGCAGAAGAAACAGGAGCAGGACGAGGAAAUAUCCUCCACCUCCAGCGCGCAGCCCGCCGAUGCUGCGGAGGACACGCCCGAGAAGGUGAAUGGUAAUGAGAAGAAAGAACCAGAGACGCCUAUGGAGAUUGACGAAACAGAUAAACCAAAAGAAAACACAACAGACAAACUAACAGACGAAACAAAAGACACAGAACAAACAGAGUCCGAAAAAGAGUCACAAGAGAACAUGGACACGUCGAGUCAAGACACCGAGGACUCUAAAGACUCCAAGGAUUCCAAAGAGGAGAAAGACACAGAUAUGAAGCCUGAGGGGGCGGAGAAGGAGAGUGAAGUUGCAGAAGUGAACGGAACUCAGGAGUCUGAAGUUAAAGAAAGCAAAACCGUAGAGGCUUUCCCUGCGACGACUAUGUCCACGGCGUGAUGGUAGGGCAAACUUUUUGUUUAAUUUAUCAAUUAGCACAGUUUAGCUAUCUUACAGUAGGCAAGUCGACAUAUAAUCGUUGAUCAUCCGACCAACCAAAUUCAAAUUCAUUUAUUUAAAGUAGGCCUACUUUAUAAGCACUUUUGAAACGUCAAGUAUGCAUGUUUGUGAGACUCUACCACCG
This is a messenger RNA of Pararge aegeria (speckled wood butterfly), 2136 nucleotides long. It is a transcript of the gene Rcc1, whose product is annotated as regulator of chromosome condensation. The record is from RefSeq and is a predicted model, not a curated record. Lineage: Eukaryota; Metazoa; Arthropoda; Insecta; Lepidoptera; Nymphalidae. Gene Ontology annotation, cellular component: cytoplasm. Gene Ontology annotation, molecular function: guanyl-nucleotide exchange factor activity. The transcript is spliced from 14 exons. The coding region runs from base 144 to 1952 and encodes 602 amino acids.